This is a messenger RNA of Tupaia belangeri chinensis (Chinese tree shrew), 467 nucleotides long. It is a transcript of the gene HCST, whose product is annotated as hematopoietic cell signal transducer. Gene Ontology annotation, biological process: positive regulation of phosphatidylinositol 3-kinase/protein kinase B signal transduction; regulation of immune response. Gene Ontology annotation, cellular component: membrane. NCBI's taxonomy places the organism in Eukaryota, Metazoa, Chordata, Mammalia, Scandentia, Tupaiidae. The transcript has 5 exons. Gene Ontology annotation, molecular function: signaling receptor binding; phosphatidylinositol 3-kinase binding. The coding region runs from base 114 to 353 and encodes 79 amino acids. The record is from RefSeq and is a predicted model, not a curated record.
UGUCAGUCCCACCUACACAAUCAUCGCAGCCUCUCUGGGCUCUCUGACCUCCCCUCACAAGGACUCCUCUGGACCACAGUCCUCGGCCAGACCCCUUCCAGCCCCUGCCCAGCAUGGUCCUUGCAGGUCAUAUUCUGCUCCUGCUUUUGCUCCCAGUGGCUGCGGCUCAGACAACCCCAGGUUCCUGCUCCGGAUGUGGGUCUCUCCCCCUGCCGCUCCUAGCAGGCCUGGUGGCUGCAGAUGCGGUCAUGUCACUGCUGAUCGUGGGGGUGGUGUUUGCAUGUGCACGCCCACGCCACAGGCCCCGCCAAGAAGAUGGCAAAGUCUACAUCAACAUGCCUGGCAGAGGCUGAUCCCUGCAACUUCAGCCUUUGACUUCUGACCCUCUCAUCCUGGAUUACAUGGGGUGACAAAGGCGCUCCCCGACACACACUUGGGUUGGAAUAAAGCAGUUGAAGUACCUUUAA